Messenger RNA from Lepus europaeus (European hare), 3249 nucleotides. RefSeq names its product p21 (RAC1) activated kinase 1 (gene PAK1). Gene Ontology annotation, cellular component: cytoplasm. Gene Ontology annotation, biological process: regulation of axonogenesis; intracellular signal transduction; protein phosphorylation. Lineage: Eukaryota; Metazoa; Chordata; Mammalia; Lagomorpha; Leporidae. The record is from RefSeq and is a predicted model, not a curated record. Gene Ontology annotation, molecular function: protein serine/threonine kinase activity; ATP binding. The coding region runs from base 392 to 2026 and encodes 544 amino acids. The transcript has 15 exons.
GCCCGCCCCCUCAGCUCGCCCAGCGCGCCUCCCCGCCUCGCUCUGCGGUCCUGCUCCGGAGACACUUUGCCCUCGGACUCCUACCCUUCUCUUCUCCCGAACCCCGCACUCCCCAAAAUCCCGCUCCAAGAACUCUGCCUCCCCAGCUCCCUCCGAGGCCGUCCGAGCGCCUCGCAUCCCCGCCCCUCUCAGACCUCCGAUCCGGCCCCGCAGGUCCCCCGGUCCCGAGGGGAUCCCCAGAGCCAGCGGCCUGGGGGAGGGAGAAAGUGAAGCGGCGGCUCGCGCACACUCGCGCGCUCACCCCCGGCCCGGCCGCCGCCACCGGGGUGGAGGAGGAGGAGGAGCCGCGGGAGCAGGGCGAGCGCGGAAGUAGCUGUUGCUGGUGGUGACAAUGUCAAAUAACGGCCUAGACAUUCAAGACAAACCCCCAGCCCCUCCGAUGAGAAACACCAGCACUAUGAUUGGAGCAGGCAGCAAAGAUGCUGGAACCCUAAACCAUGGUUCCAAACCUCUACCCCCAAACCCAGAGGAGAAGAAAAAGAAGGACCGAUUUUACCGAUCCAUCUUACCUGGAGAUAAAACAAAUAAAAAGAAGGAAAAGGAGCGGCCAGAAAUUUCUCUUCCUUCAGAUUUUGAGCACACAAUUCACGUUGGUUUUGAUGCUGUCACAGGGGAGUUUACGGGAAUGCCAGAGCAGUGGGCCCGCUUGCUUCAGACAUCAAAUAUUACUAAGUCGGAACAGAAGAAAAACCCGCAGGCUGUUCUGGAUGUGUUGGAAUUUUACAACUCGAAGAAGACCUCCAACAGCCAGAAGUACAUGAGCUUUACAGAUAAAUCUACUGAAGAUUACAAUUCUUCUAACACUUUGAAUGUGAAGACUGUGUCUGAGACUCCUGCAGUGCCACCAGUUUCAGAAGAUGAAGAUGACGAAGAUGAUGCUACUCCACCUCCAGUGAUUGCUCCACGUCCAGAGCACACAAAAUCUGUAUACACACGUUCUGUGAUUGAACCACUGCCUGUUACCCCCACUCGGGAUGCGGCUACAUCUCCCAUUUCACCUACUGAGAACAAUACCACUCCACCGGAUGCUUUGACCCGGAAUACUGAAAAGCAGAAGAAGAAGCCUAAAAUGUCUGAUGAGGAGAUCUUGGAGAAAUUACGAAGCAUAGUGAGUGUGGGCGAUCCUAAGAAGAAAUAUACUCGGUUUGAGAAGAUUGGACAAGGUGCUUCAGGCACCGUAUACACUGCAAUGGAUGUAGCCACAGGACAGGAGGUGGCCAUUAAGCAGAUGAACCUGCAGCAGCAGCCAAAGAAAGAGCUGAUUAUUAAUGAGAUCCUGGUCAUGAGGGAAAACAAGAACCCAAAUAUUGUGAACUACUUGGACAGUUAUCUUGUGGGGGAUGAGCUGUGGGUCGUCAUGGAAUACUUGGCUGGAGGCUCCUUGACAGAUGUGGUGACAGAAACCUGUAUGGAUGAAGGCCAGAUUGCAGCUGUGUGCCGUGAGUGUUUGCAGGCUCUGGAGUUUCUGCAUUCAAACCAGGUCAUACACAGAGACAUCAAGAGUGACAAUAUUCUACUGGGAAUGGAUGGCUCUGUCAAGCUAACUGACUUUGGAUUCUGUGCACAAAUAACUCCAGAGCAGAGCAAACGGAGCACCAUGGUGGGAACUCCAUACUGGAUGGCACCGGAGGUUGUGACACGGAAGGCCUAUGGGCCCAAGGUUGACAUCUGGUCCCUGGGCAUCAUGGCGAUUGAAAUGAUUGAAGGGGAGCCUCCAUACCUCAAUGAAAACCCUCUAAGAGCCUUGUACCUCAUCGCCACCAAUGGAACCCCAGAGCUUCAGAACCCAGAGAAGCUGUCGGCUAUUUUCCGGGACUUUCUGAACCGCUGUCUCGAGAUGGAUGUGGAGAAGAGAGGUUCAGCAAAAGAGCUGCUACAGCAUCAAUUCCUGAAGAUUGCCAAGCCCCUCUCCAGCCUCACUCCACUGAUCGCUGCAGCAAAGGAGGCAACCAAGAACAAUCACUAAAACCAUGCUCACCCCAGCCUCAUUGUGCCAAGCCUUCUGUGAAGUAAAUGCUCAUUUCAGAAAUUCCAGCCCCUGAUGCCCUCCUCUCCUGGCCUUGCUUCUCCCAUUUUCCUGGUCUAGCGCUCUCAAGACUUUAAUCCUGGGAAAUCAUGUGUCCAGCAUUGAAGAGAACUGCGACUGGAUGCCUGAUCAGAUGAUGGCCGUUUCUAAAUAAGGAAUUCCCUCCUAUGUGUAGAUAUGAGGGUGGUUUAUGAUCAAGGGUUUAUCUGAAUAAACCUUUGGAUCACUAUUUCUACAUUAUAAAAUCUCUACCACUAUCCCCACUCCCCCACCCCGCAACCAGUUUUUGAAUAUAUAGUUAUGUUUUGAUAACAUUACCAAUUUAUUAUUAGUUGAGAUUUCUUUAGUGCUUGCCUUUAUGUGACUAGACUGCCCAGUCACCUCAAUGUACUUGAAAACUGGAACAGUUGGGAAUGCCAUGGGGUUUGAUAAUCUGCCAGGGACACGAAGUGGCUCAGCUUCCUGGACCAUGACUUUAGCACAGCUGAUUCUGCUGUGGAAGAACUACCACAUUUUUAUUUGUGUGCUUCUAGCUGCUGUUUGGGAGGACCUUGACCCAGUAAUGUUCCCCAUGCUAUUUCUUGUGAAAUGGUCUUGGCUAUGUAGCAGCUUUUGUUUCCCUGCAUCCCCUAGGCUGCUGCCCCCAUUCUGUCCUUGUUUAUAACUCAGAGGUUUCGUAGGGCACAUGGUGAGUGAGAGCAUUGGGAGAAGUCAGGGAAAAAAAAAAGUAGGUACUUUUAGAGCAAGGCUGGGCAUUAGUACCUGGCCGGCUAUACUUCCGUGAUGUUUUAAGAACACAGCUUCUUUUUCCAUCUGGGAUAAGGAGCUGAAAGAUUAACUCAGAUCUUCUGAUGGCCUAAAUCUUUGGGUCAGAGGAACAGGUCUCCAAAUCUGAGACUACAUGGUAGUUUUGGAUGGAUUUGGUGGCCCCUGAUUUUAAGAUGCAUGGCCAAGCUCUCUGCAAAUGGAAAUGCUUACACUGGUGUUGAGGAUGUUUGCUACCUCCUGCUUUCUUUGUGGAUUUGGUCCUCUCUCUAUAGUAGGACACCUGGCCAGCACUGUGGCUUGUCACGUCAGCCCACUGACUACCUUGUCAUGCUCGGAGGUGUCAUUGCCUCUGCAGCACAAGUUUCUGUUUCCUUCAAUAAAAGGAGAUGAAAAUA